Exophiala aquamarina CBS 119918 is the source of this 807-nucleotide messenger RNA. RefSeq lists its product as uncharacterized. The record is from RefSeq and is a predicted model, not a curated record. NCBI's taxonomy places the organism in Eukaryota, Fungi, Ascomycota, Eurotiomycetes, Chaetothyriales, Herpotrichiellaceae. Gene Ontology annotation, cellular component: cytosol. Gene Ontology annotation, molecular function: 8-oxo-7,8-dihydrodeoxyguanosine triphosphate pyrophosphatase activity. Bases 1 to 807 code for a protein of 268 amino acids. Gene Ontology annotation, biological process: dGTP catabolic process. The transcript has a single exon.
AUGUCGAAUACACCACCACCCGCAUCCAUCGUCCCGCGCAUCGGCGUAGCAGUUUUCAUCAUACAUCCCGUUCCAGCAGCAACAACAGGCUCAACCCCUUCCACGCCGCUCCAACGGCUUCAAUGCAAAUUCCUCCUGGGCCGCCGGCUAGGCUCUCACGGGGCCAACACAUGGGCCCUUCCCGGCGGACACCUGGAGCACGGCGAGUCGUUUGAAGAAUGCGCGAUGCGCGAGACACGUGAGGAGACCGGCCUCGAAAUCGAACGCGUCGAGUUUCUCACGGCGACGAACGAUCUCAUGCCGAGCUCGAAGGGAGAUGGUGCACUGUUGCACUAUGCGACAGUUUUCAUGGUUGCGAGGGUCAAGGGCAGCUAUGAAGCUAUCUCCGAUACUGAGCGUCAUGGCGACGGUGGCGCAAUCGAUAUUGGCAUGCCAGAUGUCAAGGUCAUGGAGCCCAAUAAGUGCGCGGGCUGGGAGUGGGUGUCGUGGACGGAUCUCAUCCGCUGGUCAGCUUGGCGACUGUCCCCAGAUAGCGCUGCCGAGAUGUUCAAGAGUAGGGGUCCUGCUGCUGCUGCUGCUGCUGCUCCUGCUGCCGCCACUACAACAACGCAGGAGACAGAUCUUCAGAAUGACUGUGCUCGCGAGGAUGAGGGUGACGAUGGAGAGGGGAAGCACGGAAGGCGCCAGCUGUUCACCCCCAUGCUCAAUCUGAUCACGCAGCGACCUGGCGUGGUUCCACACAUUGUGGACCAUUACGCACCCAGCAGCGGCGGGCAAAAGGUAGAGGCUGUCCGGUGGGAGGUGUAG